Molecule: messenger RNA, 1460 nt
Organism: Chaetomium fimeti
Lineage: Eukaryota; Fungi; Ascomycota; Sordariomycetes; Sordariales; Chaetomiaceae
Product: kinase-like domain-containing protein
Exons: 2
Coding region: 148-1230 (360 amino acids)
Biological process (GO): signal transduction; peptidyl-serine phosphorylation; endocytosis
Cellular component (GO): cytoplasm; nucleus
Molecular function (GO): protein serine/threonine kinase activity; ATP binding
Source: RefSeq, a predicted model, not a curated record
CCCCCGCUUGCUGGUUUCACUUCGUCCAGCGACCUCAAUAAAGCUGACUCGUUCUCUCUCUUGCAGCUUCGCACCAUUCUUACGCAAAUUAGCGACCCAACCCAGCCAACGAUUAAAGGAAGUCGCCCAGAGGCAGAGCAGAACAAGAUGACGACGAUGGAUCUCCGCGUCGGGAACAAGUACCGGAUCGGUCGUAAGAUCGGUUCGGGCUCCUUCGGAGACAUUUACCUGGGCACUAACAUCAUCUCGGGGGAGGAGAUCGCCAUCAAGCUCGAGAGUGUGAAGGCAAAGCACCCGCAGCUUGAAUAUGAGGCUCGUGUCUACAAGUCGCUCGCCGGCGGUGUUGGCAUCCCGUUCGUCCGCUGGUUCGGCACCGAGUGUGACUACAAUGCCAUGGUUCUGGACCUUCUUGGACCCAGCUUGGAGGACCUGUUCAACUUCUGCAACCGCAAGUUCUCAUUGAAGACGGUCCUGCUGCUCGCCGACCAGUUGAUUUCUCGCAUCGAGUACAUCCACGCCAAGUCGUUCAUCCACCGCGAUAUCAAGCCUGACAACUUCCUCAUGGGCAUCGGCAAGCGGGGUAACCAAGUGAACGUUAUCGACUUUGGUCUGGCCAAGAAGUACCGCGACCCGAAGACGCACUUCCACAUCCCGUACAGAGAGAACAAGAACCUGACGGGUACGGCCCGCUAUGCCUCGAUCAAUACCCAUCUCGGUGUCGAGCAGUCUCGCCGUGACGACAUGGAGUCGCUCGGUUACGUGAUGCUCUAUUUCUGCCGCGGCUCGCUCCCGUGGCAGGGCCUUAAGGCUGCCACCAAGAAGCAGAAGUACGACCGCAUCAUGGAGAAGAAGAUGACGACCCCCACCGACGUCCUUUGCCGUGGGUUCCCCAACGAGUUCGCCAUUUACCUCAACUACACCCGGUCCCUCCGCUUUGACGACAAGCCCGACUACAGCUACCUCCGCAAGAUCUUCCGCGACCUGUUCGUUCGUGAAGGCUUCCAGUACGAUUACGUUUUCGACUGGACCGUCUACAAGUACCAGAAGAACGCCCAGGCCAUCCAGCAGGCCGCCGGCAACACUGCCAACCAGGCUGCGCAGGGCGACCCCAAGGACGCCCAGGCCGCCGCCCGCAAGGAUGCUCAGGCGCUGCCUCGCGGCACUCGGAAGCAGAUCACCGGCGAGGCCCCGGAUACCAACCGUGCCGUCGGCGGAAGCGACAGGAUGUGAGUGACUUACCAAGCCUAGCCCAAAGCAUUCCUAGUAAGGAAUCAUAUUUCCUUCGUGUUUGGUGUGCGCUCAUCAACGCUGGCCGGAGGGACAAUGCUGACAUGACAUGCUGACGAUCAGUUUGCGAUAAUAGGCUGCGCUCAGCUGCGAAAGCUCAGGGCGCUGGCUCGGGAUAUGCGUCCAACAAGUACCGGCCCAUGGACUGAAGCACUGAACAAAAAUCGGAUUGU